Molecule: messenger RNA, 1509 nt
Organism: Paramecium sonneborni
Lineage: Eukaryota; Ciliophora; Oligohymenophorea; Peniculida; Parameciidae
Source: the annotation of a GenBank genome assembly
GAAAAUAUAAAAAUAUAUUAAAUAUUACAUAAUGAAUUCCAUCCCUAAGUUAGGGGAUAUGUAAAGUAAUUUACAAACUAUGAGUUCUAGCCAAAAGCAAACCUAAGAUUUCAAGUAAUACAGGCUUACCACCACUUCUUUCCCCAAGAGUUAAAAUUGAUCCAACUAAAACAGCUUAAAUUCCCCCGGCUUUUAGAUCUAUUUCAACUGUGAAAAAGAAAUCUAUUGAGAAAAAGGAAGAUACUCGACCAGUUACAGAUAAUACAUAAAAGUAGAAAUCUUAUCCAUCAGCUAAAAAAUAAAAAGGGUAGGGUCUUAUCAUUCGUAAACUCUAGAAUCGCCAAUCAAAAUUAUAAAUAACAAAUUAGGAACCAUAAGAAUAGAUAAUAAAUAAAUUUUAAAGUCCUGCAAUAAGAAUGAUUGAGUUCCCUAUUAAUGGUAUCAAUUCUCUUUGACAUAGACUUUCAUGAUGAUACAUUAAUAAAGGAAGAAGUGCUCUAUUAAAAUGAAUAAGUUAUAGAGAAUAGAUUCACAACCAUGAAGAAUCACUCAUCUUCUAGCUCUUAAAAAUUUGUAUUAGAAUCUUCUAAUUCUAAUAAAUAAGUUUAAGAUUCCUCCUCAAAUUCAUAGUUUGAUUUCAACUCUUAAAUUCCAACAUUUACUGAAGGUGAAAUGAUUGGUGCUGGCUCUUUUGGAUAAGUAUACAUAGCACAAGAGAAUAGAACUGGAAAAAUUUAUGCUGUCAAAAAAAUUAAUCUUAAAGGAGACUUUGAUUAAGAGGAUUUAGAAGGAUUAAAAAGUGAAAUAAAUUUACUCAAAAGUAUCAAACAUUAAAAUAUCAUCCGUUAUGUUUGGAAUUCAGAAAAUGAAGAUUAUUGGUUAUUAUAUUUAGAGUAUUUGUCAUAAGGUAUUCUACUAUAUUAUUAUAGGUACCUUAACUUAAUUAACUGAAAAGUUUGGACCACUUUAAAUUAAUACAAUUCGUUAAUAUUCUAAAUAAAUAUUGCAAGCUAUUGCUUAUUUACAUGAGAAUAAUAUCAUUCAUAGAGAUAUCAAAGGAGCCAACUUAUUAUUAGGUGUUGAUGGAGAAAUUAAAUUAGGAGAUUUCGGAUGCAGUAAGAUUAAAGAAAAAACUAUUUAACGUUCAAAAUAAAGUGGAGACAUCUUACAUUCUCUCAAAGGAAGUAUUCCGUACAUGGCUCCAGAAGUAAUAUUAUAUAUGAUUUUCAGGUUGCUAGUUAAGAUGAGAAUUGUAGAGCUAGUGAUAUUUGGUCAUUUGGAUGUACUGUUUUAGAAAUGGCUACAGGGAAAAAACCAUGGCAUGAACACAAUUUCGAUAAUGCUUUGAGUGCUCUAUUAUAUAUAAUCACAGAUAAUGCACUACCUCAUAUACCUGAAGAUUUGGAUCAAGAUCUUUAAUAGUUUAUAAAGAUUUGUUUAUAAAGGGAUCAUAAAUAAAGACCAACUGCUAUGCAUUUGUUAUAACACUAAUUUAUAAUUAAUUAAUGA